Molecule: messenger RNA, 4965 nt
Organism: Symbiodinium natans
Lineage: Eukaryota; Dinophyceae; Suessiales; Symbiodiniaceae
Source: the annotation of a GenBank genome assembly
AUGGAUGCCUUCGCUGAGCCGCAAUUGGAGAAGGCGCUCGCGUAUUUCGAGAAUUUUCGAAUUCUGCUGGCAGGGCGGCACUUUGAACUCCCGCCCAGUGUGUUCCGUUUUCAUAGUGACACCGUGUUGGUUCAGUUGCAGAACUCCAGGAAUGCUGCAUUGCCUCGAAGAUCCAUCGAAGCACAGCUUGAAACACAGGAAGCGCAGGAACCCGAUCGGCCCAUGCUCCCGAAGUUGCCGAAGCCAUUCGUCAACACCCCUGAGGUAGAGAGGGCGGCGCCCCCACCCGACAGGCCACAGGACGAGGCAACGCCGGCGCAGGACGGCGCCGAGGUAGAGAGUCUCCGACUGAAGAUUCGUGAUGUACUCGGUCAGGCUGCCGAGGACGGGACUUUGGCCGCCUCCUUGAGCCAGGUGGAACCCCCACCACGGGCGCCGUUUGCGCCGCUCAAGGCCGCGGAGCCGCUGGUCAUUCGGCGGAAAGCGGCUCCGACCCCCGAGGCCGUCAAAGCUGAAGCUGUUGCCCCGGACUGUCACGGCACAGGGAUGGCCGUCAAAGCUGAAGCUGUUGCCCCGGACUGUCACGGCACAGGGAUGGUUCCCGAAAGUGUUGGGAGCACGUCGCGCCGGGCCAUGGCGCCUUCGCCGGGCAUGAGUCGCGCAGGGUGGUGGGUGACCAUGCUGGCGGCGCAGAUUUCGGCCUGUGGAGUUGGAGUCUGUCACUGUGAAGAGGAAGGUGAGCUGGACCGGCUGCCGGCAAGUUUGGGCCGCCAAGAGCGUCGAGCCUUCGCCGCCAUGUUGAAUGCCCAACAGCCAGCUGCGUGGGUUACCUGGGACCCGCUGCUGGGCCUGAAGGCCCCUGCCCGCACUGUCGUCUGGAAAGGUAGACGUGGGGCUUGGUUUCGGAGACGCAUGCGGCGCUGGUCUGGCUGGCCAUAUCGUGGGAAGAGGGUGGGGGAAGCAAGCAAUCCGGGACCUGAACCGGGCACGCCUGUUGGCGGAGAACGGCCUCCUCGUGAGCGCUCUCCUCCUCGCGCGGGCUCCGCCCCCGGGCCUGCGGCUGCUGCUCAACCGGCUGCACGAGUUGCAAGUGCCAAGGCAGUCGGUAGGGUUUACUGCCCUGUGUCCACCUGCCCGUGCUCGGAUGCUGCCCGGGCCCGAGGGUGGGCCAAUGUGGCCGCUAUGCGCUCGCACAUCGACGCUCACCUCGCUGGGGCAGCAGGUGGCGAGGUGCCACAGGCCUGGCUGCAAGCCAAUGGACGCACCAGGUGUUUGGUUUGUGGCCUUAGUGUGUCAGAAAAAUUUGGCAUCCAUCCAACAUGCCGCCCUGCUGCUCGGGCUGCUGCUGUCGCUGAGGGCGACCCCAUGGAUACUGAUGAUCUGGACUUGCCGUCCUUUGAAGCCAUUCAGGCAGCCCGGACUGCCACCUUGCGCCACGUCCCCGCCAAAGCACGCCACCUCUGGAACCAGCUUCUCGCUCGUGCCUUGGCUGCUGUCGCGCAUCGCAAUGAUGAGGAAGCCUGGCGCGAGCUACUCAUGCUGCCGCAAAGUGUACUCUGCGCGCCAGCGCGACGGGGGAAGAAGCACGCGAGAGCCGUCGCUGCUUUCGUCCUGGAUCGCAUGCAGCGAUGGCAGGAGGGGGAGCGCAGGUCCUUAUGGGACACGCGCCCUCAGCACCGCCAGCGGUGUUCUGCAGCGCCCACGCCUGAGGAGCGGCGAGGCCUGGCUGAAGCGUGGGGAAGGGAGGGGUUCGACAGAAAAGCCUGCGCGGCCUUGUUGUCUAAAGGCUUAUGCCCUGACAACGCUGAGACUGCUCGGGCUUUGGAACUCCUUCAUCCCCAGAGAGCUCCUCCCGCAGCUCGACCGCCGCAGGAACUUCCUCUUGCGCCUGAAGUCGCAGCUGAGGUGGUGGCCCGCUGCCUGCGUGCUUUUCCUGCUGAAACAGCCCCGGGGCCCACUGGCCUCCGUGUGCAGCACUUGCGCGACGCCUGCAUUGCUGGCGGACAUGAGGCCUUCCUCUCGCAGCUCACUGCUGUCGUCAAUGUUCUUGCUCAAGGACGUGCUCCGCCUAGUGUCGCCCCUGUGUUGGCCGGGGCUGGGCUGGUCGCACUGCCGAAGGCCAGCGGGGGCGUCCGGCCCAUUGCUGUGGGUGAGCUCCUGCGCCGGCUCACUGGCAAGUGCCUGAUGAGUCUGGUCCGUGAUGAGGCUCGCGCCUAUUUCUGGCCGGCUCAGGUUGGGGUCGCGGUCAAAGGAGGUGCAGAGAAAGCGGUCCAUGUUCUGCGGGCUUGGACUAGCCGCCACGCGGGUUCUUCUCGCAAGGUUUUGGUCAAACUGGACUUUGCCAAUGCCUUCAACUGUGUCCACCGGGACACCGUACUUGAUGAAACUACAAACCGCUUCCCUGCUCUGGCACGCUGGGUUACUUGGUGCUACCGGCAACACACGCGGCUCCAGUUUGGAGCUCGCGCCCUGGAGUCCUGCUCUGGUGUUCAGCAGGGCGACCCGCUCGGGCCGCUGCUGUUCGCAGCUGCCUUGCAGCCUCUCGCCAGCCAGCUCCACCAGGGCAGGACCCUGGACAUUGCAAUGCACUUCCUGGAUGACGGUGUGCUUGCCGGUGACAUUGCCGCGGUCAGUGCUGCUCUGACCCUGGUCCAGCAGCAGGCCUCCGCAAUUGGACUGCAACUCAACCUGCGUAAGUGCGAAGUUGUGGCUUUGGGACCUAUUGAUGAGGGCACCAUGCGCGCAAGUUUCCCGGCUGCCCUGCUGCUCCAUGCUGAUGGUUCUGGGAGAGUGCUCAGGAACUUCGAGUUCCUGGGGGCCGCUAUUGGGGACGAUGACUUCAUCCAGACACACACCCUGGCGCGGGCAGAAAAAGCGGGUGAAUUGCUGGAGGCGCUGGCCGAGCUUGAGGACCCCCAGGUGGGACUACGCUUGCUGCGGGCGUGCGCCGGCUUCUGCCGCAUGGUUCACAGCAUGCGCUGUAACCCGCCUGCAGCUCAGGCUGCAGCUUUGGCCCACUUUGAUGGGCUGGUGCGGCGGUGCCUCGGUGGUCUCACUGGCAUCCAUGUUACUGCUGAGCAGUGGUUGCAAGCCUCUCGAGGGCUCGCGCACGCGGGGCUUGGGCUGCGCUCUUGCUCUGCCCAUGCGCCUGCUGCCUACUUGGCCUCGGUGGGGGCCUCCCUGGAACACUGCAGUGACCUCGACCCCAACUUCUCAAAGGAGGCCGUUCAAACCUCGAACCAUGUGGUCGGGGCUUUCCACCUGUUCCAGAACGCCGUGGGCAGUCGGGUUGCUACGCUUGCUGCUGCUUUGCAAAGCAAGCAACGCGACCUGUCUCAGCUUUUGGACUCCACCUGCUUCGCUGCCCAGCUUGAACACAGCAGCCACGUCGCUCGGGCUGCCCUUCACUCUGAAGCGGGGUUGGGGGCGCGCGCCUUCCUCAACGCCAUGCCCUCAGGACGCACGCGCAUGGAGCCUGCCGCCUUCAUUGCCGAGUUGCGAAUCCGCCUGGGGGUGCCCGAAGCCACUGAUGAUUGCUGGUGUCCUCGCUGCGAUGGGGUCUUGGACUGCUGGGGCUACCACGCUGGCAUGUGUGUGGCUGGCGGCGAACGGACUCUGAGACACAACGCUGUCCGUGACCUUGUGUGUUCCUGGGCUGAGCGGGCUGGCCUUCGGCCGGAGAAGGAGCGCCCGAACCUUCUGCUGCCCACUUGCCCUGAAGACACGCAGACAGGCAGACGUCGCCCUGCCGAUGUCUUUCUGCCUGCCCUUGCUGGGUCUCCCGCUGCGCUUGACUUCGCUGUUACAGCGCCUCAGCGGCAGGAGACCCUAGCACUGGCAGGCAGGGAGACAGGCGCGGCGGCUGCUGCCUACGCCCGCCACAAGGAGGCGCACUUGGGCACUGCGCAGGCCUGUGAGGGCCAGGGCGUGGUGUUUGUGCCGAUGGUGGUGGAAUCCACAGGCACAUGGGACAAAGGUGCGGGCAUCGUCCUCCAGCACAUUGCGCGGGCUGUGGCUGCGCGGACUGGCGAGGAGCCCCAGCGUGCACAUUCCGCCCUCAUGCAGGAGCUGUGCGUUCUGAUCCGUGCCCAUCGGGCGCGGGCGGCCCUGCGCCGCCGCGCUGAAGCUGCGGAGACAUGGGCGAUGCUGGAGGCAAAGGAUUUCCGCACCUUCCUGGAAGCACGGAGCUGCGCUCGGGAGGCCUUGCCGCUGCAAACGGCCGUCCCUGCGUUAGAUGCCAACUCCAGCCCUCCGACGGAUGGAGAGGCGGCGCUUGCGAAGAUGAGUGUGGAAGCUUCGGGUGACAUCGCAGAGGACGAAGGUUGCACUGGGCCACUGGACGCGCUGAGCGUGGCCGAGAGCCAUGAGGAAGACACGAAACUCGCCAAGGAGAAGCCGAUCAAGAAACUCGUCCCUGAUGCGGACAAAGGCGCUUUGCCAGUGCCGAAGGAGGACCUUCUCAAAGCAGUGCCGAUGCGAGCCAUGGAGCCCGGCGAAAAAGUUGGAAACUCGGAGCCGCCCGAGCUGCCGGCAAAGCCCAGCCCAGCUGAGGUCCCACCCGAUUCCAUUUGGACUGCAAAAGAGACAGCGCCAGCCAAAGAGAAGGACUUGGUGCCCGAGCAGCUCGAAAGACUGCGGCAAAAGGCGCAGGAGGCCCUGCUGAAUGGCGCGCAGACAGGAGAGCUCUGGGGCCUCCUCCAGCGCUUCGCCGCGCGGAGCGCUGGGCAAAAAGCCUCGGCGGCUCUCUGUGAGGCCGCGCAGUCGGGUGAGCUCGUCGAUGCACUGCGGAAGUGUGGAAGUGCGCAGGCGAUGGCCUCCACGGAGUUCAACCUUCGGCAGCAUGCCGUCGAGUCCCUGGUCGUGGCUGCCGAGUCUGGCAAGCUGCUUGAAGCCUUGCAUGAGCGAAAGAACAGCGAGGAGGAGAGGGAUCGGGCUCGUGCACUGGUGCAGAAUGCUCGCGAGCAG